Myiozetetes cayanensis is the source of this 2047-nucleotide messenger RNA. It is a transcript of the gene ENKD1, whose product is annotated as enkurin domain containing 1. Gene Ontology annotation, cellular component: cytoplasmic microtubule. The transcript has 9 exons. NCBI's taxonomy places the organism in Eukaryota, Metazoa, Chordata, Aves, Passeriformes, Tyrannidae. The record is from RefSeq and is a predicted model, not a curated record. The coding region runs from base 332 to 1441 and encodes 369 amino acids.
GGCCGGGCCCGCCCAUGCCGGCGGAAGCGGCGGUUGCCGGGGCAGCGGCGGGGCCGGGCCGGGCCCUCGGUGCCGGCGGGCGGGCCCAGCCCAGCCCGGCCCGGCGGGGAGCGCUUCUCCGCCGCCUCCCUCGGUCUUGAUUUCAGCCUGUCAUUUUGCGUGUAAAUUACUGGGUUGGAACGCGAGUUCAGAUCAAGAUCAGAUGUGCAUUUCAAGGCCAGUAGCUGUUCUGGAGUGAUCUCAUGCUUUCCAGUGGCUCAGUGAGGCCUGUUCCUUUCUGUUCUCAGUGCUGGUUGGUUUCUGUGGCAGAGGCGGGGCAAGGUGUGGCAGGAUGUGUGAAGGGCCAUCCAGGAUUUCUGGCCCCAUUCCUCCAGACCCUACACUUUUUCCAGAGUAUUACAAACGCCCCUUCUCAGCUCAAGGGAGGCUGGAAGGAAACACUCACAAGCUGUAUUUGACCUCUGGCCCCCUGGACCCAGUGCCCAACCCGUGCUCUGUUUUGGGCAGUGCCCGCCAGGCCCAGCCAAGCCCUCGCAUUCGCCCCAGUGGGAAGGACUUCCUGGAGAAGGGACGGAAGGGGACACUCGGCCUCUUGCUGCAGCUCCAGGGGAUCUCCCUUGACGGGGGCCUGCCAGGCAAGAGGAAAGAGCCCAAGGACUACGAGAAGGAAAAUGUGAGGCGGAUAAAGGAGAUUCAGAAGAGGUGCAAAGAGAAGGAGCGAGCCCAAGAGCACAGCCAGCCCAAGCCUGUGAAAGCUCUGUGGAAAUCCCAGAAGUAUGACAACGUGGAGUCAAAGGUGAAGGCCAAACUGCAGGAGACCUCCCCACCUCCAAAUCCUGAGGCUGGGAAAUUCCUGAGAGCGUAUUCUCGCUGUGGCUCUGGGAUCAAGCCCUGCAGACUGCUCUCCCCAAGGCCUGUCAGAGCCAAAAGAGCAGACACAGAGACUCCAGAGGCACAGGGUGCUGAAAGCAAGAUCCAGGUGGAGGGCAGGAGCAUCGACUUCAUCAAGCACAACGCCUGCAAUGCCAAGCGGGCCCCGCUGCGCCGCUCCCAGUCCCUGCAGGCACUGGCCGAGCUGCUGGCACAGAAGCACCGGGAGCAGGAGGAAUACAACACCAAGCAAAAGGGCCAUGUCCCCCAGUACCUGCUGGAGAGGAAGGAGCUGUGGCGCAAACAGAUGGAGGAGCGGCUGCGGAACCUGCCAGAUCCCGACACGCCGCCUGGACACACCAUGAUGCCGGAGGACCAGCGGCUGGAGACCCUCAGCAACCUGAAGCAGAGCCAGGAGCAGCUGAUAAAGGACCUGGUUCUGCUGCCAAUGCGUGGAGACUCCCUCAAGAUGCAGAACAGGCGGGUAGAUCUGGAGAGGAAGCUCUCCCAGAUAGAAGAGGCAAUCAAAAUUUUCUCGAGGCCGAAGGUCUUCAUCAAGCUGGACUCCUGAGCCAGUGGGGCCACAGGUGUGCUGUGCUGCUCUGCAUAAACAUCCUUCCUUGCUGUGCAGGAAUGGACAUCACUUUAGAAGGGAAGGAGAGGAAGGCAUGUUCCAGACCCUGGGCGCAUGCAGGUGCUGGUACAGUGUCCAGUGUUCAGCUGGCAUCCUUUGCUCACCCUCCAGUGCUGUGUCUUGUCCACAGAAAAGGGAGGGAGAUGACCUAAUAUACUCCUUGCUCAGUGGUCUGGAGAACAGUUGUCUCUGUGCUGCUUGACUUCUCCCAGAUCAGCUCUCUGCUCUGGAUCCAUGCCAUCACCUCUCAUUUUCCCAUUUUUUCCCACUUCUAGAAACUAGUAGGAGGUCUCCUGUGCUGUGCCUGCGGUGUUCCUUGUCACUGUUUUCCUCCUGAGCUGGACCAUGCUCAUGGCUCAUCCUGAGCACCUGCAGGCUCAGCAGGUUGGGGACAGCUUGGGACAAGGAAGAGGCACAGAUCUUCAGUGCUCCCUGCCUGGGGAAGGGCUGAGCUGGCAGGGGGAUCUGGUGGGAUGUCUGCAGAAGCCUUUGUUGUCUGUGGGGCAGGAGACACUCUUAAUAAAUCAUCAUUUCCAUCUCUCA